This is a messenger RNA of Leptidea sinapis, 6751 nucleotides long. RefSeq names its product AT-rich interactive domain-containing protein 2 (gene Bap170). Gene Ontology annotation, molecular function: DNA binding. The record is from RefSeq and is a predicted model, not a curated record. Lineage: Eukaryota; Metazoa; Arthropoda; Insecta; Lepidoptera; Pieridae. Gene Ontology annotation, cellular component: SWI/SNF superfamily-type complex. The transcript has 38 exons. The coding region runs from base 428 to 5353 and encodes 1641 amino acids. Gene Ontology annotation, biological process: regulation of DNA-templated transcription.
AAGGAAAAUGGAAAUAAUGUAAGAUGAAAUGAGAAAACUGGAUUGGACUUUUUGUAAAACAAAAUAGUGAAAAUAAUAAAUACCAAAGAAAUGAAAAUACUAACGACAAGGCAGUAAGGCCCCUGGCUAUAGCCUGUUCGAAAGAACGAAUUAAUAUAAAAAAAAAAAAAAAAAAACAAGAAGUCAAAAGACAAACACAGGUCAAAGAUGACGGACUCCAAACUAAGAUAUUUGAAACCACAAGCUUGCUUUGAAAACUGAAAAUAGCGAUUGUUUCAGUUGUGAAGCUUAGUUUAUUACAUUAAUUUCAAGUAUUUGAAAUGGUCAAUAGUUAAGGUCUUUUCGUGUGUUUUUGUUAUAGAUAAUAUUAUUGUCGUUUUGUAUAAAAAACGUAUUUCUAGUACCGCUAUUAUAUCCAAGCACAAAAAUGGCAAAAUCUCAAAUAAAUACCAGAACUAGAGAACUUAUAUUAGAUAAGGAUACAUUUCUUAAAGAAUUAAAACAGUUUAAUGAGAGUAAGAGUAUACCUUACAAAAUACCUGUUGUAAACGGGGUUGAAAUUGAUUUAUAUCUUUUGUAUUCCUUGGUGCAACAAAGGGGUGGCCUAAACAAGGUAAAUCAAACUGAUACAUGGGAAUCAUUUCUGAGACCACUCAAAUUGCCAUAUCCAUGUGUCAAUGGAUCCACCCUGUUAAGAAAAAUAUAUGGAAUGUACUUAGAAAAAUAUGAAAGAGCUAAGGGUCCUCCAGGAAGAGAUGAUGAUAAUGAUAUGGAUGAGGAUCCCAGAAGAAGCAGAGGACACAUACCAAGGGUUACUUUCACUGGGGGAACAUAUAUUUCAGCAUCGGGGGAACAGCUUAAAACACAUGUGCCACGAUUUCCAGGGCCUUCAGAGAGGCUAACCUUAUCACUACUGUCUCCAAUGCCAAAUGAACAAGACUUUGCAGUUAAUGUAUGUACAGUACUAGCAGCAGAUCAUUCUAACAGACUGCCAUUGAGUACAUCACCACAUAUAUUAGAUUUCAUGCUGGCACAUGCAGGAGUUUAUAAUCAUUCAAGUCUUCGAGAUACAAUUGGUAGGUCAAUUUAUGAAGCCAGGGGUCGUUAUCCUCAUGAUUUCUGGCAGUUACGAGCAGGCGGGGGUGGUGCUAAGGAGUUAGCUGAUGAAACAAAGUUCAUGCAGCCUGGAAUUGAACAGCCAGAAUUAAUGGUUCAAGCUUUGGUAGCGCAGAACACUCUCACUGACUGUUUGGUUAAUGGUGGGGAGGAUGAGGAAGAUCUGGAAAAAAUAAUGAAUGAAGUAGCUGAAACCCAGCAACCAGAACCGGAGGCUGGAGAGGAUUGGGUAACAGAACCAUCAGAUGAGGAUGUCCUAUUUGCCCCGGAGCUACCUGGAGGAGCAAGUUGUGUUUACACACAGAGAGUACUUCAGAUCGCUUCAAUAGUUAGAUCUCUAUCAUUUCAUGAUGAGAAUAUACAAUAUCUGGCACGGAAUACUACACUUGUUCGGUUUUUAUUGCUGUGUGCAAAUUGCUGGGUGGGUGCUCUUCGACAGAGUGGCUUGGAUACUCUGGGAAAUAUAGCAACAGAGCUUAUUAUCAAGGAGCCGUCAACCUGUCUCAUAUCCCGGCACGUGCUGUCCACGAUCCAGACGGCACUAUCUUCGCCGGACCGAGCCAGGAUAUUGGCGGCACUGGAGCUACUUAAUAAGUUGUCUCAAAACGAGGCGAAUGAAGAUGCUCUGCUUAAAUCAUUGGAGUCCAAAGUGUACAGCGACGUGUGCUCGCUGCUCACUCUGCGCGACAUCAUGGCGCUGGUGUGCUCGCUGGAGUGCGUGUACUCGCUGACGUCACUGGGCGAGGCCGCGUGCGAGGCCGUGGCGCGAGUGUCGGGUGUGCUGCACACGCUCGUGUCGCUCGUUACUGUCGAAGCUCAAAGCUACGGUCCCAGAGCGUGUAUAUUGAUGCGAGUCGUAGAGACAGUGAGCGGACCUGCAGCCGCCGCUGACAGAGAGGCCGAUAAAGAAAAGGCACAUCAACUAACUCAGCAACAACUAAUCCAAACAAAACCGGAAACGUCACAAGUGACGUCAGCAACUCCUAACGUAGUCACUACGCACGCGCCCGCGGCCGUGGCCGUAACGACGACCGCGCCUGUGCCGCCAUUAUCAUCAAUACAACAAUCGCAUAUUCAUCAGAGAACUGUCCAGGAGAACGAACACUUCGUGCAAGCGUGGCUCCGCUCGUCGUACGAGCCGCUGCCGGCCGCCGACACCAGUUCGUGCGACGCGGGCGACCUGUACCGCGCCUACGUGGCCGUCUGCUCCCAGCUGGGCCGCAAGGGAGUCGUCGCGCCCGCGCACUUGCCGCGGCUGGUGAGGUCAAUAUUUGGAGGCACAGUGGGUCCCAAUACAGUGAAGUCCAGUACUGGUGAGACCCAGCAAGUGUACAUCGGGAUCAAGGCUAAGAACCAGCCCCCGAAGUCUGCCCCACCCGCUGGACCAUCUUCACCAAUCCUUAAAGCCCAGUUGACGAAUAAAGUACCAGAAGUGAAGCCCGUUACACCUCCACAGGCGCAGCCAAGCUCUCACCCGCAUUUGUCCCAAGCCCUAGAGACGAACCAGUCGAACACUACCUUAAUCAAACAUUUGCUAGCGCACAAAGUAAGCCCCGCCGUACAGACGCAAGUUGCCCAGAGACAACAAAGAGUUGGAACUCCUGGCACUGUCGUUGUUCAAACCACUACAAGCUCGGGAAUGGACGUAGAUCCGGAGGCUCUUAUAAAGUGUACGACUAUAACUCCAGGAGGCAUUGCUACCACUACCGAAAAGAUCGCGAUGCCGGCUGAGGAAAUAUUGGUGCCAAAAGAGGAGCCAGUACACAUUCAAAUUGAUGAACAGGCGCAGCUGACUAUUAAGAGUGCACAGAACAAAAUGCUUGCUGAUUUACUUGAGAAAAAAUCAAACCCGCCGGUGCAAGUUGUGCAAAUGGCAACCCCGACAAUACAGAUAACUGAAACUGGCCAAAUUGUCACUGUCAAAUCUGACAACCCCGUUCUACAGAUUAAUGCGGACAACGCGACGUCGAAUUCAGCGCCAUAUUACCAAAUAAGGAACGAACAAGGACAAGUGAUACAGAUUAAAAGUGAAUCGGGACAGAUUAUUCAACUAAAAAGCGACCAGUUGCAAGGUUUUGUGCAGUAUAAGAAUGAUCAAGGACAUAUCGUACAGACUAAGAACGAACAACAGGUUAUACAGCAACCACAGAGUAUACAAGCACAGAGUACACAGGCCCAUAAUGUACAACCGUUCAUUGUUCAGCCGCAGAACACUCAAUCACAGAUUCAAAGCGUAAUACAGAGUACAAAGAAAGAGAGAGAACAUAGAGACACGGUGGCCGUAGACCAUUCGUAUACCGAACCCCCAAAUAAGAAGUCAAAAGUAGAAGACAAAUCUGAGAAUGGUUCACCUCAAGAAAGUGUAUCGAAAACGGCCGCUAACUUAUAUGCAGCGCUGGCGGCGUCGGCUCUUGAAGAUGAGGACGAUUUGAGCUCGCGAGGUGUCAUAGUAUCGGGAGGAGCGUCUAAGUUACCGCCGCCCAAACAAGAGAGUAUGGAGGUGAUACAGCAGCCGGUGAUGAUGCCGGGAGCUGACAACGCGCCUGUCAUCAUACAGGAGCCCAUACUGCAGGUCCAACAACCAGCAAUUCAAGUGCAACAGUCGGCUCUAGUACAAGGAUCUACAUUACAAAUGCAGCAGCCGAUGUUACAAGUGCAGCCAAUGGACGUACAGAAUAUUAUCGCUUCGCAAGCCGGCCAGUUAAUUCUACAGGAGAAGACAGUUGUGUCGCAAGCCCAGUAUGUUCAACAACCGAUGCAAAUUAUUGCUGCGCCAAGUAACUCCCAGGGUUUAAGUUAUAUCACUCAGAAUAUACCAGGAAACAUGAUGCAGAAGACCAUCAUCAUUGUUCAAGGGCCCACGGGUGGUGGACCACUCACAUUGACUGUGAACAACCCAGGAGGUUUGGACGAGGCCACAUUAAACAGUGUUAUCGCCCAGGCCACCGAGGCACUUACGCAACAGCAAAUAAUUCAGAAUUCUGGUGUGAUACAAUCGGCACAAAGGGUGAUAGUCAGUCAGCCGACACUGGUCAGCACUUCACAAUCCAUCGCCGUCGUCAAAACGGCACUAGCCCAGAACGCUCCCCAAAUAACUCCUAGCCAGCAACCAAUGAUAACCACACAACCUCAGCCACAUAAAGCACAAAUUAUGAAUCAACCACAAACACAACAGAUUGUGGUCACUCAGAAACAACCGCCGGCGCUCGUGAGCACUUCGUCUACAAACCAAAUGGUUGGCAACCAACAUAUAAUUCAAAGCAACCAGCAGCUAAUGCAGGGCAACCAGCAGAUUAUAGCAGUCUCUAGUAAUCAACAGAUAAUAAUGAACUCGUCUUUAAAGUCGGGUGUGCACAGGAUUGUGCAACAGACACAGAGGAACCAGGUCGCUACGGUCUCCACCAGCAGUUCAAUGCCAACUUUGGUUGAUAGUAAAACGCCGCACACAACAGCGAAAACACAACCGCCAAUUAUCAGACAAGUGAUCCGACAACCGGUGAUGGUUGGCAACACCAAAAUAGGCGAAAAGGAGACAAUUGUCUCACAAACAAUUACCGAACAAAAGCCGUCCCCGAGGCUCCCGGGCACUCCACCGCCGUUGGCACCUGCCACUCCAGCUCAAGAGGAAACGCCCUGGAUAUGUCAUUGGAAGGGAUGUGGAAAAACGUUCUCGAACGCGUCGGGCGUGUUCAGCCACGCGGCGCGCUGUCACUGCCCGGGCGCGGCGGGAGGCGAGGCGCCGUGUCUGUGGACGGACUGUGACCGCGUGCCACGCAAGACGUUCGCGCUGCUCAACCAUCUCAACGACAAACACUGCACGCCGCAAGCAUUAAAGGCGAUUUUCAACUCUCGUCGACAUGUUUCUACUGAGCCAGAUGCCAGCAAACCUGCGUCUGUAGCGUACCCGCCAAAUGCGGCGUUGGCGGCCCUUAACAAGCACGCCAACGAAACAUUCAAUCCGAGGGAGUUGAUGCAUAAGGCUGAUGGCACACGUGGCGUCGAUGCUCGGGAUGAAAACGAAGGACCUGUGACGAAAAGCAUUCGAUUGACAGCGGCAUUGAUACUGAGGAAUAUUGUCAUAUAUUCAAAUACAGGCAGAAGAAUUAUGCGACAGUACGAGGCCCAUUUAGCAGCCAUAGCACUCAGCAAUGUAGAAGCUUCCAGAACGAUCGCGCAAGUCCUGUACGACAUGAAUAAUAUUGGCGAGUCGACGUAUGCGAGUAGACCGUAUGACUGAUGUGUUAGUAGUUAAUUAAUAGUGAAUGUAGUUAUACAAGUGAAAAUCAUGAAACUUUAUUUAAUAGUAUAUAACAUGUGAGUGGUAAUUUGGUCAGAGUUAUAUGCUUUUUGAUUUCUAUUGUGUUUUGUUGAAAAUGUACAAUCAACAUCAAAAUUUGCUACAUUGUUACAGUAAUAUUCAUUUUAGUUCAUUUUUCAUCAAGUAGGAUUUGCUAAUGUACCUCAUCAGCGCAUUCUACGAGAAUUUAACUUUGAAACGUUCGUUUUCUGCCCACUAAACCACGUUAUAAAUGGACUUUUAUGCAACUUUAUGCUCUCAUUUGUGCGAAUUUAUUUAGUAAGUAUGUUGUUGCAUUCCUAGACACCACACAUCUAUGUGAAGGCAAUUUCCAAGUAGAUGUUAGUAUAAAAUCUCACUUUACUGUAGACACACAUCUUACUAAGGAGACGGGCAAAUUAAAAUGAAGAUUAAUAUUAGCAAUUUUGACGCUGACUGUACUUUUGCCAAUAAAUAAGUCGAUUUCAUCAUAUCCUAUUUCGUUUGUUGCUCUGAAUUUCAGCAACAAAAACGAUUUUUUUUUGUACUAUAGAAAAAAAUAAUUACGUUAGAUAUUUUUUUGAAAACCGCACUGUAAACGAACGCCACACAUCCAGACAGUGGUAUUGAUAUCCUAACUUGUGGCGUGUCGUGCGAAGGUGGAAUUCGGCGGCAGGAAUCAGGUGAAACAGCACUUCUUACUUAACUUACGGCUUAUGAGACAUAUUCUGCUCAAACAGACAGACGGACUGAAGGAUGCAGAGCAGAGUUUUAGCCUUUCGGUUGCCCUUAAAACAAUAAACAAUAAAUUACCUGAUCCAAAUAUUAAAUUUGUCACUAAAAUGGAAACGGCUCAUGUAGAAACAACAUGUAGAAACGAAAUGAGUUUACGACUGAAAUAAGUUAUAUCUGAAAUAGUGAAAUUAGAUGCUUUGGAAUAUUCACGACGACUUAAUAACAGUGCUGCUGGAAUAUUCCAUAAGCACGGAAGGUUUUGACGGACAAUUUGUUGUAUCCUACAGAAAUAGCUACACCAGUAGAUGUUAAAAUAUGGUGUCAUUCUCGUCCAAUCUAAUGAUUGGAGUUUAAAACAGUGAAUCUCGCUUUAUUCGGCAAAUAAAUAACUUUGGUUGUGCAAUAGAAAUACAAUCUGUGCUUAAAAGUUUAUUUUUUUAACGGUUUUACUGUUGUUUAGAAAAUAUUACAUUUUUUUUGUCAAAACAAUAAUAUCUAUACGUACUUGUAAAUUAUUGUUUUUGUAUUACGACAUGUGUACAAAGCUUUUGUACUGCUAUCUUAGUGUAAGUGUAGACGAUAUGAUAACUUGGUUAAGUGAAUAAAAAUUAUGUGUUAAACAUA